AUGGCUGCAAGGAAGGAAAAUAUUUACCAAGCUUUGCAAGGUGGGAUAUAUAGAUUACGUGACGGUUCUCAAGAGUUUGUAAAUACCUUGACGCGUUAUGAGAUACCAGUGGCAUUGGUUUCUACCCGGCGGGGAAAAGUUCUUGAGGCAGCAAUCCGAGCCAUCGGGAUGGAAGGAUUCUUCAGUGUCAUUGUUGCAGCAGAAGAUGUUCACCGGGGUAAACCAGAUUCCGAAAUGUUUGUUUAUGCUGCACAGCUUCUGCAGUUCACACCGGAGCGCUGCAUUGUGUUUGGGAACUCUAAUCAGACGGUCGAAGCUGCCCAUGAUGCACGGAUGAAGUGCGUGGCUAUUGCUAGCAAGCAUCCAGUGUAUGAGCUUGGGGCUGCAGACUUUGUGGUGAACCAUUUAGACGAGCUUUUGGUCUUUGAUCUGAAGAACCUUGCCGAUAUAGAGUCGGCUGAAUUUGGUUCCGAAGAGCCUGAGUUGGAGAUGGAAGAAGAAGAGUAUCGGCCAUCGGCGUCGAUAGCAGUAGAUGAUAUCUUCUGGUAA
Molecule: messenger RNA, 549 nt
Organism: Hibiscus syriacus
Lineage: Eukaryota; Viridiplantae; Streptophyta; Magnoliopsida; Malvales; Malvaceae
Product: 5-amino-6-(5-phospho-D-ribitylamino)uracil phosphatase, chloroplastic-like
Exons: 1
Coding region: 1-549 (182 amino acids)
Source: RefSeq, a predicted model, not a curated record